Molecule: messenger RNA, 2505 nt
Organism: Papaver somniferum (opium poppy)
Lineage: Eukaryota; Viridiplantae; Streptophyta; Magnoliopsida; Ranunculales; Papaveraceae
Exons: 10
Coding region: 337-2376 (679 amino acids)
Source: RefSeq, a predicted model, not a curated record
UAGCCGACCGGUACAUUCACCUGACUUUGCUUCGAGUCGGGGGAAUCCGUCUCCCAACCAUGAACUUUUAAAUCUAACUCGGACACCGAAUAAAGAUACAAACAAGUGCAGCAUAACUGCAUGUCAUUUCUAAGUGAACACGAAGUAAUUCAAUACCAAUGACCAAGUAUACUGCAUGGAAUACACGUGUAACCUUAAUCGGGAUCCUGGUUUUCAAGAAAUUUUCCUAUAAAACCUCCCAAUCUGAUCUACCUCCUUCCCUUCCCCGUACAGUACUUCCAUAACAAAUUCUCUAAUUCUGCAGAGAAGAUUUCAUUCUGAUGAGAUACAACCAAAAUGAAAACAACGACGAACAAGAAGCAUCUCUCUUCCAUUGCCAACCAUGUCCUCGGCAAAUGUGCAGAGACUUUAGACACUGCAGUGGAUAAUCUGAUUGAAGAAUUUGAGUCUGGAUGGAAGCCAGCUGAGACAACGCCCACAAAACCAGCAAACAGUUAUGCAAGAAAAUUGGUGGAGUUUUGUAGCUCAAGAGCUUUAACAAACAUAUGUGAGAACAUAGUGGAGACGAUUGAAGAUGGGACUUUCAGUCGAUUUACUUUCGAUAUGAUGCUUGCUUGGGAACAGCCUAGCUCCUCUGAUGAAAUGGCACAUUCGGAAACAAUGGGAAAAGAGAAAGAAGAUAGGAAAAUUCCUGUGAGAGAGAUGGAAGAACAAGACGAUAUUCCUCUUUUCUAUUCAGACAUUAUGCCACUUCUCGUUGAUAAUGAGCCAAGCAUUGGAGAAGAUUCAUUUGUUUGGUUGGCGUCCUUGGUUCCCUUGUUGGGUGACAUCGUGAAUGGAAGAUUCACUUAUGAAACGUUGACAGCACCUACAGCCAAUCGUAUUCAUUUCCCUGCUUAUGACAAGUAUCUAAAAGAAGUUGACAAGUGUAUUAAAUACUUGCUGAAACAACCCACUCCAACAGGUGUGGAAUUAGCAUCUGGUGAAUUUAUACUGCACAUGGAAGGCACUGCAAGAACGCAAAGAGUAGUUCGUCACAUAGGAGGAUCCAGUUGGCCUGGUAGACUCGUGCUGACCAACUAUGCGCUCUACUUUGAAGCUUCGGGAGUCGUAUCUUAUGAGGAUGCAGUGAAGGUUGAUCUUUCGAAAAAUGUUGAUCACAAUGUUAAACGAGCUUCUACAGGUCCUUGGGGUGCUCCUCUUUUUGACAAAGCAAUAGCAUAUGAAUCUCCUGAAUUAUCAGAGAGUCUAGUCUUGGAAUUCCCAGAGAUGACAAGUUCUACAAGGCGUGAUCACUGGCUCGCUCUAAUAAAGGAAAUCAUACUGUUACAUCAAUUCUUAUUUAAAUUCAACAUCGACUCCCCACAGCAAGCGUGGGAAAUGCAUGCGAGAACAGUUCUGGGGAUUGUGAGGCUCCAUGCAGCUAGAGAGAUGCUAAGAAUAUCGCCUCCAGCACCCACUAAUUUCUUAAUUUUUUCUUUGUUUGAUGAACUGCCAAAGGGGGACUAUGUUGUAGAAGAGUUGGCGAACAAUCUGAAACUGGUGAAUACUAUACAGCCAUGUAGUGCCAGCUCUAUUCUCAAUAGUUUAAAGUUGUCCAAUCCUGGUAUCUCAGACACUGAAGUUAAAGAAGAGAUAGCUGAAGAGAUUUUGAGUACCAAUCAAACUGAGAGUAUAUCAUCGUUAGAGACAACGAUAACUCAAGUUAGGGAGGAAGCCAAGGAAAUUGGCAUAGCCCAAGCUACUGUUGAAGGACUGAAAGAGGAAGGAAUAGGUGAUAGUUUCAUGGUUUUGGUGGAACUCCUUGGUCCACUUAAGAGUGUUGUACCUUGGUUUGAGGAAGUGCUGAGAUGGGAAAGACCACCCACAACAGUCCUUGUACUUGCCACGUCUUUGUUUAUCGCGUACAGGGAAUGGAUAGGAAAGGCUUUAGCAGCGUGUUUGUUAUGGGGAGUAGGAAAAAUGCUUUCCGCGAGACAUGAGAAGCGGAGGGAAAGAGAGAAGAAUGAGAAAAUAGUUGUGUGUACUGCUUCUGACCAAACUGCUGUAGAGAGCAUAGUUUCUGCACAACAUGGACUAAAAACUGUACAAGCCAUGGUUCAGACGGCAAAUAUCUCCUUAUUAAGAAUUCAAUCCAUAUUGAUGUCAAGGGCUGAAAAGCAUGCAGACCAGGUUAUGAUGAUAAUGGUGGGAUUGGCAGUAAUGCUAGCAGUGAUUCCUUUCAAAUUCAUAAUUAUGGGAUCGACAGUUUAUGUUUUUAUGAUGAACUCAAGGCUUGGCAAUUACAUGAAGAAUGAUCGUGGCAACAGAAGGCUGAAAGAAUGGUGGGACUCAAUUCCAGUUAUUCCAGUCAGAACUGUAGACAAGACUCUGUGACUUUCUUUCCUGUUGGAUUUUGUUUAGUCUUUGGGCAAAUGUUGUACUUGAACAUACACGGUUUACAAUAAAGAUGGUUACUGUGAAAUUUGGAUGCAAACACUGGGCAGUUUGGCAGCUUUUGACUCA